AUGGCAGGGGAUGUUGCUCAAUUUCUCCGGAAUAAGUUCCUGGCAUCUCUUAGCGAGACAGAGUCUGAAUUAUCAGGUGCUGUUCUCAUUUCUGAUUUGGGAGCAAUCAAAGAUAUUGUAAUAGCUAUAGAUACUCGAAGACUUACGGGAGAUUACUACUGUCUCUUUAUCUCUGUGCUCCUGGACCUCAUCGACGCAUUGACCAAGUGCCAGGUCUUCUCACAUGAGUGGAAGAAGCAUAGUCAUCACAGGACUCAUUUAGUAGUCUUCAACCAUUUGAGUUUGAGGAAGAUUUGUUUCGUGCGGAAGAUGAAGAAGCGGCUGGCUGCAAUAAAACGCAUCUUCGAGGCUGAGUUUAUGAAAAAGGAAGAAAUAAUUUAUAACUUGAGGGAAUCAUCAAGUCGUCCUGAUGAUCCUGAAGAGAAUUCAGAGAUCGAACUACCUGUAGUGGAGGCUGAAGUUGUGGGAUUUGAUGAGCAAUUACUGAAGAUUGGGAACUUUCUUUUAAAAUCAUCGCCGUCAUCAGGUGCUGGAUUUGCGGCAGUUGGGAUAGUGGGCAUGGCAGGCGUGGGUAAGACCACUCUGGUGCGCGAGGUUUUGAGUUGGUGGAUGGUGCUAGGAAAAUUUUCUCCUAUAAUUUGGUUAUGCUUGUCGAAUAUAAUCAAAGAAAAUAAACAAGUAGAAGAAGAAAUUGAGGUCAGCAUUGUGAAAUGUAUGCUUAGUAAGUUGGACCAUGAUGCCGUUGCCGACGGAGAUGCCAUCAUCCAGGAGGAGGAGAAGACAAUAAGUAGUAAUAAUUCUGGUCAUCUCCUUGCUGCGCUCUCGGAAAGGCUCAGCCAACAUUUAUCAGGUAAAAGUUAUUUGAUUGUGUUGGAUGAUGUGUGGCACAUGAACGAUUUCUACUCGGAUUUAGGACAAGUACUUGAGGUUCAGGAAGGUGAUAAGAAAGUUGGGGAUCGCUUAUCGCACGGAUUGCCUAAGGGUAGUGGUGGUGCCAUCAUCGUCACUAGUAGGAUACCGGAAGUGGUUGAAACUAUGGUGGUACCGGCGCAGGGGUCAGAUAAACAUUAUAAGAGUUUGAUUAUUUCUCUUGAGCCUUUGGACAGAGAAAGCUGCUGGAAUAUAUAUCAGGACACUGCUUUUGGUUAUCAACAACAUUUGGAAAAGGUUCAGAAUGAAAUUAAGGAUCUAUGUUAUGGUCUACCAUUGGCCGCUAGGACACUCGCAGAAAUCAUGUCCCAAAACUCCCAAAAUUUUGAGAGGACUUCUCCGCCCCACCACAAAUCUGAGGACUUACCUUAUUCCUUCCAUAUAAAAAAAUCCCCAGUGUUGGUGUUUAUUGAUAUGUCCAAUAGACAACAAGGAGAAGAACUUAUUGGGAAAUUUUGCGACCUCCUUACUAAAGAGCAGGUUUUUGGUGCCCUACUGAAAAAAGCAAAGACGUAUAAUAAUCCUGAGACGGUGCUAAAGGAUGUUUAUGGUACUCUAGAAAAGCUUAAGCAAAAUGGUUAUUAUGAUUUUGCUUCUGAAAUUCAAAAGAAGAUGAGAAUUAUAGUUGUUGGCCAGGAUGAGUUUGUAAAUUGGAUUUUGGGAGUUAUCUGUGAUCUUAAAUUGCCAGAGUCACCCUCCAUUGCUCCGGUACCACCACCGACUUUAACAGAAAAUCCGCUCUGGAUCCUCGACACCUACCAAUAUGGAAUCGCUGCUUCGUUUGGAUGGAAGGACAUUUUGAAUAUAUUACCGCUGCGAUUGUUCCUUGUUUACGUAGCACUGGUAAAAUCGUGGAGAAUUGACAGCUGGCUUUGUUUCAUUAAGAUGAAACACACUCAAUCUUCUACAAGUCAACAAGAAAAACCAUGUUCUUCUUUUAUGGACCGAUUACCACAUUAUUUGCAUGAGGUUGGAGAUGUGGGAAAAGCGGAUAAUCCAACAUUAUACGGACGAUUUUGGUACUACUUCAGGUUGUCUGUCCACAACGAUGAGCCUUCAAGCGAUGACCUAAACUUAUUUGCAAUAGUAAAGGUGUUGAAUCAUCUUGGUCAAUGGGAAAUGCUUCACAUUCCUGAAAGGAUUUACUCUCAAGGACAUAAUAAUAAUAAUAAUAAAAAGUUCGGUGCAGCAAGCACGUUCAAAGUCCCCCAUGAUGAUAACUCUUCUAAAGGAGAUAAUGAGUCUGAAGAAGCAAGUACUUAUGAAGAUUACUCUGAAGCAGAUGAUGAGUCUCAAGAAGCAAGGUCUUCCAGAAUCCCCUAUGAUGAUGGUAACACUUCUGAAGAUGACUCUUGA
Molecule: messenger RNA, 2286 nt
Organism: Prunus mume (Japanese apricot)
Lineage: Eukaryota; Viridiplantae; Streptophyta; Magnoliopsida; Rosales; Rosaceae
Source: RefSeq, a predicted model, not a curated record